AUGGCAAACCACAGGGGUCACAUUCUGGAUGUGGACCUGAGAUGUCGCGAGAACAACUCGGCUCACCGUACCAGAGAGAUCGAUUGGAACCGCUUGAUUGUGCGUCGGGGUCAGCCCUUUGCCAUCUCGGUGCAGUGCUCCCCUGAGUCUGGCUUCGGUCAAACCCAGCUGGCUUUGGUCCUGCACCUUGGCAAGCGAGACGAGGUGGUGAUCAAGGUUGAAAAAGGCGAUCGCACCAAAGACGGUUGGUGGUUUAGGCAGGAGGGAGCCCAUGGUAAAGUGCAGCUGACCGUCCACAGCCCAGCGGAUGCUAUCAUUGGCCAUUACCGUCUGAAUGUGUUGGCGACAACGACUGAUGGUCACGUGUUAGAGAAGAACGAUAAGGCUCAGUUUCACCUGCUUUACAACCCGUGGUGCAGAGAUGAUGCUGUGUACAUCCCAGAUGAGAAGCUCCUUCAGGAGUAUAUUAUGAAUGAGAAUGGUAUAAUUUACGUGGGCACCUCGGACUACAUAGGUAGCCGGCACUGGCAUUUUGGACAGUUUGAGGAAAAUGUGAUGGACAUCUGUUUUGAAAUCCUGGACAAUUCUAAUGAGGCCUUGAGAAACUCCCAGAAGGAUAUCAAGCAAAGAUGGGACCCUGUAUACGUUGGCAGGAUCAUCUCUGCCAUGGUUAACUCCAAUGGUGACCGGGGCGUGUUGGUCGGCCGCUGGCAGGAGCCUUACACUGACGGAGUUUCACCUUCUAAAUGGACCACCAGUGUUCCCAUUCUACAGAAGUGGAGUAAUGGUGGAGCCAGGCCAGUCAAAUACGGCCAAUGUUGGGUGUACGCUGCUGUCGCCUGCACAGUACUCCGUUGCCUGGGAAUCCCAACACGUCAUAUCACAAACUUCGCUUCAGCUCAUGACACUGAUGGAAACCUUUCUGUGGACUUCCUGCUCAAUGAAAAAAUGGAAAGUCUGGAUUCCAGAGGAAGGUCCGACAGCAGCUGGAACUUUCACUGUUGGGUCGAGUCCUGGAUGAAGAGAGAGGAUCUCCCCCAAGGGAAUGAUGGCUGGCAGGUUUUGGAUCCAACUCCUCAAGAAUUAAGUGAUGGCCAGUUCUGCUGCGGCCCGUGUCCGGUUGCAGCCAUCAAGGAGGGAAAUCUGACUGUCAAAUACGAUGCGCCGUUUAUUUUUGCCGAGGUCAACGCUGACAUCAUCCACUGGAUUGUCCGAAGAGAUGGGUCCCGUCAGAAGAUCCGAGUGUCUCAGGACAGUAUCGGCCUGAACAUCAGCACAAAAAGUGUUUUCGGCAACUCCAGAGAAGAUGUCACUUCACACUACAAGUAUCCGGAAGGUUCCAAGAAAGAGCGAGAGGUGUACGAAAAGGCUGGACGUCGUGGCAGAGACUCGUCCAGUGAUAGGGCCAAACCUGGCAAACUGCAGAUGAGCAUCAAGCAUGCAAAACCUGUAUUCGGGUCCGACUUUGAUGUCGUCGUUGAGUUGAAGAAUGAUGGAGGAGUUGAAGCUAAUGCCCGUCUGACCUUGCUAGCUAUGGUAGGAACUUACAAUGGUCUAAACAGAAAGGAGUUUGAGAGAGAAACCAAAAACGUCAGUGUGCAGGCCCACAAAGUUCACAAGGAGGUUCUGCGGGUGCACUACGAGAAGUAUUCCAAGCAUGUCUCCGAUCACCACAUGAUCAACGUGAUGGCGCUGCUGGAGGCCCAAGGAGAGAAUGAAGUUGACAUGGUGACGGCCAAAAUCCCAUUCAGCUUGCCCGAGGUCCUCAUAGAGGUUCCCAGUAAGGUGGCUGUUCAUCAAACAGUAACAGGCUCCAUCUCCUUUACCAACCCUUUACCGGUGCCAUUGAAACGGGGUGUUUUCACAGUGGAGGGGGCUGGCCUGGUGUCCCCCACUGUGGUCAAGAUGAACGGCGACAUCGGUCCAGGGCAGAAAGUGCGCCUCGAUCUAACCUUCACACCUGCGCGCAGUGGCGUGAGGAACCUAAUGGUGGAUUUUGACUCAGAUCGACUCCAAGAUGUGAAAGGGGCUGCUACAAUAAUUGUAGGCAAUCAUUACUUAGCACUGAAUUAG
Messenger RNA from Nerophis lumbriciformis (worm pipefish), 2073 nucleotides. The record is from RefSeq and is a predicted model, not a curated record. NCBI's taxonomy places the organism in Eukaryota, Metazoa, Chordata, Actinopteri, Syngnathiformes, Syngnathidae.